AUGGAUUCUAAAAGUACAUUUAGUCACCAGGAUGACGUACCAAAACUUCCCUUGCCUAAGUUGCAGGAUACUUUCUACAACUAUCUUGCAUCUGUUCGCCCUUUUGUGAAUGAUGAGCAAUAUGCACAGACAGAAGCUCUAGUGAACGAGUUUGGCAAACCAGGUGGAAUUGCAGAAGAAUUGCAGCAGUAUAUUGCGGAAAAAGCAAAAUCUUCAGAUAACUGGGUAACAGAUUGGUGGACCGAUUACAUUUAUUUAAAGAAUAGAAACUCGGUUAUUUUUAACUCUUCAGGCUGCAUUAUGGCCGGUUAUGAAUGGGUUACAACCGAAGAUGAAUACAUAGACCUAGCUGCAAAAAUAGCUUUGAAAAUAGUAGAUUACUAUUGGCUAAUCUACACUCAAACUCUGCCACCUGAGAAUUUUGGUGGCAGAUGGCAAUGCAUGAAACAAAAGUUAUACAUGUUUGGGGGUGGAAGAAUUCCGAAACACGGUAUAGACGUCUUUGAUUGGCAAAAUCUUGGAGAUGACAUUUCUAGGCACAUUAUAAUUUCUCAUAACAAUCGGUUUUUUGCCAUUGAAUCGAUUAAGGACAACAAGGUCAUUACGUUUACAGAAAUGAGAAUGCAGAUUAAAAGACUGAUAGAAAUGUCAGCUGAAGUAUCAGAACCUGUUGGCAUACUGACUGCAGCAGAGCGUGAUAGAUGGGCUGAUGUACUUGAAUUGUUGUUAAAAGAUCCCCAAAAUGAGCAAUCAUGGCGAACAAUUCAUCGUGGAAUUACGGUUUUAAGUUUAGAACGAAAUUUACCUGAGAUUCCUGUUAGCCCUGAUCAUCCAGACUAUGCUGAUGAACAGUUUACAAUAUUUGUUGCGGGAUCAUUACAUGCUUACGGUAGCAAAUAUAGCGCCGCUAAUCGAUGGAAUGAUAAAUGUAUUGCCAAUUAUCUUGGCCGUUAUGGAUACUUUGGCUUGCUAGGAGAACAUUCCAAUAUUGAUGGAUCGCCACUCUUUCUUUAUAAUUCCUACGUUGAGCAACAGAUCUCUAAGGUCAAGACCGACGACGAACCACCACGCGAAUAUUUAGAUGAAGUCUCGGCGCCUCUGAAAAUCGAAUGGAAUCUGUCUGAAGAACUGCGCUACCACAUCCAGCAAACAGCAGAGACUAUAGACAAAUCUGUCGACAGUUUAUUAACCCGCGGGAUGAUAUUCAGUGACUACGGUAAAGAAUUUAUUAAAUCUCAGAAAAUGAGUCCAGAUAGUUUUAUUCAAACUGCUUUGCAAUUGAUUUACUACAAACUCGCAGGUCAGCUAGGAAGCCAGUACGAGAGUUGCGCUUUAAGGCAUUUCGUUCACGGCAGAACCGAAACAAUUCGCUCUGCAACAAUAAAAUCGAAGAUUUUAUGCGAAAUUUGGACAAAUCCUCAUGCGACGGACAGUGAAAAGCGUGCUGCGUUUGCCGAUGCUACAAAAUUACAUAAUAAAAUUGCUAGAGAGGCAUAUGUAGGUCAGGGCUGGGAUAGACACAUGUUCGGUUUGAAAAUAGCCGCAUUAGAGAAAGGAUUGCCAGAACCGGAAUUAUUUAGGGAUUAUGCCUAUAAAAAGCUUAACCAGUAUGAGGUUUCAACCAGUCAGAUGACUUGUGGGAAAUCGUCUAAUGGAGCUUUUGCCCCUUCAUGCCAUCAUGGUUAUGGAAUAUCUUAUAGCAUUCAGCCACAUCAACUAAAUUUUUCCUGUACGUCAUUUGUAAGCUGCCCGACAACUGAUAGUAAAUUAUUUUUAGAUAAGGUACGAGAAUUUUUUCGUGAGUAUCGUGAUAUGGCAGAGCGUUUAGCUGAGGCAAAUGAAUAA
Trichoplax adhaerens is the source of this 1845-nucleotide messenger RNA. RefSeq lists its product as uncharacterized. Bases 1 to 1845 code for a protein of 614 amino acids. The record is from RefSeq and is a predicted model, not a curated record. Gene Ontology annotation, molecular function: acyltransferase activity. The transcript has 12 exons. Lineage: Eukaryota; Metazoa; Placozoa; Uniplacotomia; Trichoplacea; Trichoplacidae.